Messenger RNA from Magnolia sinica, 1426 nucleotides. RefSeq lists its product as uncharacterized. The coding region runs from base 283 to 1080 and encodes 265 amino acids. Lineage: Eukaryota; Viridiplantae; Streptophyta; Magnoliopsida; Magnoliales; Magnoliaceae. Gene Ontology annotation, biological process: biosynthetic process. The record is from RefSeq and is a predicted model, not a curated record. Gene Ontology annotation, molecular function: isomerase activity. Gene Ontology annotation, cellular component: cytoplasm. The transcript has 6 exons.
AUGCUACAGAGAGUUACUCCGCCCCUAAUUCUACGGCAGCAUUUUCUUUUCUUAACGAGUUAACGGUCAUCGGAAAAGAGGCGGAAAGAAGGAAGGGGAAGCUGAAAUGGCGGAGAAAUCAGUGCAAUAUUCUCUGAUUCUCUCAUUUGGUUCUUCUCAGUUUCUUCUUCCUUCUAUCUUGACCGUCGAUUUCUCUGUCAGAUCGAUGCAUUCACCCAAUCUCCCUUCAAGGGGAACCCGGCCGCUGUCUGCCUCUUGGAAGAAGAGAGAGACGAUGUGUGGAUGCGAUCGGUUGCACUGGAAUUCAAUGUAGCAGUUACCGCUUUCCUGACACGGAUUACCCCAGCCGUUGAUUCGGAGAACCAUGAUCGGAAUCAGAGAUUCGGUCUCAGAUGGUUCACUCUGGGUACAGAGGUCAAAAUAUGUGGCCACGGAACCUUAGCAGCUGCACAUUUUCUUUUUACAUCUGGAUUAGCAACAACCAACACAAUUGAGUUUCUCACAAAAUCUGGACUUCUGACUGCCAAAAGAGUCGAUGGAUUUAAGCAACCGGGUACCUUGUCUUCUCUGAAUGAGAAUGUAGAAGAAUGCUUCUCCAUUGAAUUGGAUUUUCCUACAAUCCCAUUGAUUGAAUGCGAUCCUGAAGAGCACCCAUCCAUUCCUAGGACACUGAAUGGUGUUCCAAUGAUCAAUAUAAAGAAAGCGCCUAUUCUUAACGACCUUGUUGUGGAGCUCUCAUCAGGGAAGGAUGUGGCAGAACUACAACCACAGUUCGACGAGCUACAAGAAUGUGCUGGAAGAGGGGUUAUCGUAACAGGGCUUGCUCCCCCUAGAUCUGGAUUUGAUUUUUUCACCCGCUUCUUCUGUCCAAAGUUGGGUGUCAAUGAGGAUGCUGUUUGCGGGAGUGCACAUUGUGCCUUAGCACCUUACUGGAGCAAGAAAUUGGGAAAACAUGACCUUAUUGCAUACAUGGCAUCUGCAAGAGGUGGAAGAUUGGAUCUGCAUCUAGAAGAGACUACCCAGCGGGUACACAUUCGAGGCGAAGCUGUUACUAUUAUGUCAGGUCUGAUUUUGGUUUAGUUUUCGGGAGGCUUGCUAUCCAAUUUGUGGGUAGCAUUCCCACUCGAGUAUGAUUAUUUGUUUAAUCAUAGGAAUCUAUUCAAGUGCGCCUUAAUGAUAAACUGAUGUGUUGCUGUAUGCAUAGUUAUUUGCAACUAUCCAUGGUAAUUGCUAUGCAUAAAUAGCAUAUGAACAUAUAUUCAAGGGCAUGCAUAGCCCUUUGUAGCUAAAGAGUAUGUGUGAUAACUUGUACUAUGUACCAUAUGAUUUGAUGGGUUUGAUAUGCUUCUCAAGUGGGUUCUUUUGCUUGUUGGACAUGUAAACAUUAGGAUAAUUUUUAUUUUUGGAUUGGACCUCUCUUUUUUAA